CUGCUGCAGUCGCCGCAGCGUCCGGACCGGAACCAGCGCCGUCCGCGGAGCCGCCGCCGCCGGGCCCUUUCCAAGCCGGGCGCUCCGAGCUGCGCCCGGCCCGCUUCAGCACCGUGGACAGCGCCGGUCGCGUGGGGCUGCGCCCGGAGCCCCUGCGCGCGCUCCCGCGCCCCUUCCCUCGGCCGACGUCCCGGGACCACCGCUCCGGGGGAGACGUGGCGUCCGCAGCCCGCGGGGCCGGGCUAGCGCAGGACGGCCCAGAAGCCCCGCGGGGGAUGCGCCGAGGGCCCCGCGUUCGCGCAGCGCAGAGCCAGGCCCGCGGCCCGAGCCGAUGAGCACCAUGCGCCUGCUGACGCUCGCCCUGCUGUUCUCCUGCUCCGUCGCCCGUGCCGCGUGCGACCCCAAGAUCGUCAACAUUGGCGCGGUGCUGAGCACGCGGAAGCACGAGCAGAUGUUCCGCGAGGCCGUGAACCAGGCCAACAAGCGGCAUGGUUCCUGGAAGAUCCAGCUGAACGCCACCUCCGUCACGCACAAGCCCAACGCCAUCCAGAUGGCUCUGUCAGUGUGCGAGGACCUCAUCUCCAGCCAGGUCUACGCCAUCCUAGUUAGCCAUCCGCCUACCCCCAACGACCACUUCACUCCCACCCCUGUCUCCUACACAGCCGGCUUCUACCGCAUCCCCGUGCUGGGGCUGACCACCCGCAUGUCCAUCUACUCCGACAAGAGCAUCCACCUGAGCUUCCUGCGCACCGUGCCGCCCUACUCCCACCAGUCGAGCGUGUGGUUCGAGAUGAUGCGUGUCUACAGCUGGAACCACAUCAUCCUGCUGGUCAGCGACGACCAUGAGGGCCGGGCAGCUCAGAAGCGCCUGGAGACGCUGCUGGAGGAGCGUGAGUCCAAGAGUAAAAAAAGGAACUAUGAAAACCUCGACCAACUGUCCUAUGACAACAAGCGCGGACCCAAGGCAGAGAAGGUGCUGCAGUUUGACCCAGGGACCAAGAACGUGACAGCCCUGCUGAUGGAGGCAAAAGAGCUGGAGGCCCGAGUCAUCAUCCUUUCUGCCAG
Molecule: messenger RNA, 1065 nt
Organism: Piliocolobus tephrosceles (Ugandan red Colobus)
Lineage: Eukaryota; Metazoa; Chordata; Mammalia; Primates; Cercopithecidae
Product: glutamate receptor ionotropic, NMDA 1-like
Exons: 5
Source: RefSeq, a predicted model, not a curated record